AUGUCUACAGUGUCUAUGUCGCUAGACCCCGAGCUCCUCAGGGAUACUGAAAAGGUCAUUCCGAGCGAUUCGUCACAGGAAUCACAGGAAAAGCGGCAUAUCACCGGCUUUAAGUGGUUCAUACUUCUAUUCAGUACCCUGACGGCAAUCUUUGUUUACUCUCUGGACAAUACAAUUGUUGCCAACAUUGCUCCGACAAUUGUCAACGAGUUCAACGCCGUCGAAGAUUUGCCAUGGCUAUCGGUUGGGUUCAUGAUUGGAGGAACGGCAAUGGUACUUCCGCUUGGAAAGCUGUACACGAUAUUCGAUGCCAAAUGGGUGCUUAUUGUGUCUACUGUUGUGUUCAUGGCAGCCUCUGCGCUGUGUGGAGGAGCGCCAACGAUGGACGCCGAGAUCAUUGGCCGAGUCCUCGCUGGUGCAGGCGGAAAUGGAAUGUAUUUCGGCCUUCUUGCUCUGAUUUCCAUGAAUACCACCAGCCAAGAGCGGCCAAAAUAUCUAAGCUUGACUGGCUUGGUUUGGGGUCUGGGGACUGUGCUGGGUCCUGUUGUCGGCGGUGCCUUUGAGCUGUAUACAUGGCGGUGGGCGUUCUACAUCAACCUUUUGUUUGGUGCUAUCUUACUGCCAACCUAUGUUUUUGUCAUUCCGUCCAACAACCCGCUACCUGGCACAUCGCGAUGGCAGAAACUAACCACCUUUGACUUGGUGGGCACCAUACUCAGCGUUGGGUCAUUCACUACUUUGGUCAUGGCAAUCAAUUUUGGUGGAAUCCUUUACCCAUGGAAUAGCGGAAAGACUAUUGCACUAUUCGUUGUCUCCGGUGUUCUGUGGAUUAUAUUCGGUAUACAACAGGGUUUCAACAUCGCCACCUCAGCCGAGACACGCAUUUUACCCAUCCACCUUUUUGCCCAGAGGGAGCCAGUGCUACUGUUUAUCUCUUGUGCGGCAGUAGGUGCAGUGUCCUACAUCAGUGUCUAUUAUAUCCCUAUCUAUUUUCAGUUCACCCAAGGAGACAACGCGAUCAAAUCCGCCGUCCGUCUGCUCCCGUUUAUCUUCCUGCUGAUCGCUACUAUACCAACUAGCGGGGCUAUGAUGUCCCAUUUUGGCUACUACAAGCCCUGGUAUCUGGGCGGCAGCGUAAUCGCCUUCAUCCCGGCUGUGCUAAUGUCGACCAUCGUCAACAUCGACACCUCAUCAGGCGUGAUAUAUGGUCUCCAAAUUGUGCUAGGACUUGGGGCUGGCGCAUACACGCAGGCAGCUUUCGCGGUCAUCCAAGCUGUUGUAGAACCCGGAGAAGCAUCCAAUGGGCUGACUCUCAUGUUACUGGCCCAGCUAAUCGGCAUAACGAUGGGCUUGUCUAUUAGCGGGGCGGUAUUCGUCAAUAUUGCGUCGAAUGGCCUGUUCGCCCUACUUCCUGGCUACCCCCAAUCUCAGGUCAGGCAGAUUGUCUCUGGGACUAGCAGCAAGCUACUUGCAUCACUCUCUGAGAAUAUGCGUGAGCAGGCGCUUAUUGUGAUUGUGUCUGCAUGGAAAAAUAUUUUCAUCUGUGUGUAUGUGGCCGCUGCUGUGAGCUUGAUAUGCUCUAUUUUCAUGUCGCAUAAUCGUUGUAAUGUUUCAGCCGCUGCAGGGGGUGCGUGA
This is a messenger RNA of Penicillium concentricum, 1635 nucleotides long. Its product is annotated as Major facilitator superfamily domain general substrate transporter. Gene Ontology annotation, biological process: transmembrane transport. Bases 1 to 1635 code for a protein of 544 amino acids. Gene Ontology annotation, molecular function: transmembrane transporter activity. The transcript has 9 exons. The record is from RefSeq and is a predicted model, not a curated record. NCBI's taxonomy places the organism in Eukaryota, Fungi, Ascomycota, Eurotiomycetes, Eurotiales, Aspergillaceae.